AUGGAGGAUCUUGAGAGCAGCUUUCCAUUGAUAGCUGAGGCAAGGGCAUCGAUUGCCCAGGGAGAGUUUGAGCAUGGGAUUGGGAUAUACACUGAGAUUCUGGAGACGGUUGAUCCUGACGAUGGGAAGAGCCCAUACAUAUACCUUGAGUAUGCAAAUGCACUUAUUAUGAAUGCAAACAUGUUUUUUAUGGAUGAGGUAUCACGGAUCAGUGCGAAGAGGGGAUUGAAUCUUGAGGAAAGGAAGUGGGCGGAAGACGACCUUGAAACAGCAUGGAAUAUGCUGGAGAUAUGCAAGAAUGCAUUUGUGAUUCUGAAAGAUUACUCAUGCCUAGCACGAUCAAGGUUUCUGCUUGGGGAGAUAUGCUUGCUGAACAAUGAGUUUAGAGAUGGAUUGCAUGAGCUUGUUGAGUGUGUUGCUGUGAUGGACAAAAUAUACGAGAAGGACUAUGUUGGAUAUGCGGAUGUUUACCUGUCUAUUUCGACCUGCUAUGAGUUUCUAGAGGACUUUGCGAUGAGUAAAGAGUACUGCAACAAGGCAGUGAUGGUGUACAAUGCAGAGAAGGAAAGAAGUAGCAGUGAAGAGAGCAAGAAUGAGAUAUGUGACGUCAUAGGCGAACUUCUGCAAAAAGCCAACGAGUUGGGAUACAAGGAGCAGCGGAUUGAAAAUGCAGGUCUUCCGAGUGAGCAAGAGUCUGAUAAUGUUGUGAUUAAUAUAAAUGCCUGUAAACGUAAUAAAAGGUGA
Ordospora pajunii is the source of this 744-nucleotide messenger RNA. RefSeq lists its product as uncharacterized. Gene Ontology annotation, molecular function: protein binding. Lineage: Eukaryota; Fungi; Microsporidia; Ordosporidae. The transcript has a single exon. The coding region runs from base 1 to 744 and encodes 247 amino acids. The record is from RefSeq and is a predicted model, not a curated record.